GGCAGGGCCUGAGGGGUUGGAGCCAGACUGCAGGCUGAGGAAGAGACGUGGCCUUAUAAAUUGGAUCCAGUGAACUGUCAGGAGAUCAGACACAAACAAAGCUUUAGAAGGCUAGAGAGAGAGAGAGAGAGAGACAGUGAGAGUAAGCCAGACCUGAUGGCCGCCUUCCCCCAAGCAGCCAGCCCAUCCCAGCAGCCCCCAGGCUCCGAGGACGAAGACCACAGCCUGGAUGAGUACGACCUCUACAGCCUGGCUCAUUCUUACCUGGGAGCGGGAGGCCGGAAAGGUCGCACCAAGAGAGAAGCUGCUUCCCAUACCAACCACCCCAGCCCUGGUGGGCACGAGAGGAAGCUGGUGACCAAGCUUCAGAAUACGGAGCGGAAAAAGCAGAAGGCACAGCUCUGAGACAGAGCUGGAGAUGAGGCCAGAGCACAGACCCCACACAGCGAUGGAGGCGCGACCACGCAGGAACGAGCCCCUUGGGGGGCUCCAGGCCUGCUUGCCCCCAACGAUAUCCCCAGGACUUACCCCACAGAGACUCUGAGGGGCCACCAAGGAAGUGCCCCCCAGCCCCAGAAAAAGGGCAAGAUGGGGAGCAAGAGGUAGGGAGUAGAGAGGCAGAGUCACGAAGGUGCGCCCCGAAAGAAAGACACCGAAGAAACCGGAGCUCCCUGGGGUGGCGGCGACAAUAAACAAAGCACAGAGCUGCA
Molecule: messenger RNA, 710 nt
Organism: Rhinolophus ferrumequinum (greater horseshoe bat)
Lineage: Eukaryota; Metazoa; Chordata; Mammalia; Chiroptera; Rhinolophidae
Gene: NUPR1
Product: nuclear protein 1, transcriptional regulator
Exons: 3
Coding region: 157-405 (82 amino acids)
Biological process (GO): negative regulation of cell population proliferation; negative regulation of cell cycle
Cellular component (GO): nucleus
Source: RefSeq, a predicted model, not a curated record